Molecule: messenger RNA, 1408 nt
Organism: Cavia porcellus (domestic guinea pig)
Lineage: Eukaryota; Metazoa; Chordata; Mammalia; Rodentia; Caviidae
Gene: Mettl23
Product: methyltransferase 23, arginine
Exons: 5
Coding region: 686-1267 (193 amino acids)
Cellular component (GO): cytoplasm; nucleus
Source: RefSeq, a predicted model, not a curated record
AAAUAAAGUUUCUUGGGGUAACCCUAAUGCGGGGAAAGGGCUUUUGGACUGCGCUAUAUCCCCGCCAUUUGUUUAUUUAUUUAUUUAGUUAGUUUUUUUGAGACAGAGGCUCUCUGAACCCAGGCUGGCCACUCUAACAGAGAUCCUCUUGAGUGCUGGGAUUACCGGUGUGUACCACCACAUCUGGCCCUUUAUUUUUUGAGACAGUAGGUCCUCACUAAAUUGCCAAAUUGACCUUAAACUUCCUGUCCUCCUACCAGAGCCUACCAUAGUUCUGGGAUUGGGUACUUUGCCCCUUGUAGCCUUUUCUGCCGCCACACCAGGAGCGGUUUUAUUGCUAAUACCGGGUGCUUAUCCCUUUUUACUUGAUGGAGACAGUAUUUUGCAGUUGAGGAAACCAAAGCCCUGACAGAUUAAGUACUUGUUUGAGGUCACACAGCCAGUGGUAGAUUACAGAUGAGUCUGAACCCAGGUAGGCUUAUUCAGAACGUGAGCUGUGACUGAUACCUUGCCUAAGCGGCAUACACUAAUGAAUCAAGCUGCCCAAAGCCUUUGAGGGCUGCCCUCCCUUCCAGCCUCAGAUUCGGCCUCACUCACCCGGCCUCACUCACCCAUCCCAGGAUGCCUUCAGGACUGUGCACACUUCUCGCCAUUAGCAUACCUUGUCCUGCAUCUCCAGUAUGGCAUGUAUGUCUGGCCUUGUGCGGUGGUCCUGGCCCAGUACCUCUGGUUUCACAGAAGAGCUCUGCCUGGCAAGGCUGUCUUAGAGAUUGGAGCUGGAGUGAGCCUUCCAGGAAUCUUGGCUGCAAAAUGUGGUGCUGAAGUGAUUCUAUCAGACAGUUCAGAGCUUCCUCACUGUCUAGAAAUCUGUCGGCAAAGUUGCUGGAUGAAUAACCUGCCACAGGUGGAUGUUAUAGGGCUGACUUGGGGCCACAUAUCCCAGGAUCUUUUGGCUGUGCCACCACAAGAUAUAAUUCUGGCCUCUGAUGUGUUCUUUGAACCAGAAGAUUUUGAAGACAUUUUAAGUACCAUGUACUUUUUGAUGCAGAAGAACCCCAAGGUUCAGAUAUGGUCUACCUAUCAGGUUAGAAGUGCUGACUGGUCACUCACAGCUCUGCUCUACAAGUGGGAUAUGAAGUGUGUCCGUAUCCCUCUGGAGUCUUUUGAUGCAGAUAAAGAAGACAUAGCAGAAUCUGCACUUCCAGGAAGACACACUGUUGAAAUGCUGAUCAUCUCCUUGGGGAAGGCCUCUGAGCUAUGCCUGUAAGGUGUUACCUCAAUCACUACAGCUUCCUGGCAAGAUGGAAUGAGCUGGAAGAUGAACAGAUCUGCUGGACUUGGGCUGUGUUACCUACACAACACUAAUGGGUAACAUUAACCAUGCAAACUAUUAAAGCACAAAGUAAAA